AUGAGUGACUGGACCAAGAAAACCGCUCCCCUCAACACCGGUGCUCAGAUCCCGCUGGUCGGUCUUGGAACCUGGCAAUCGCCUCCCGGUGCUGUCGAGAAGGCCGUUGAGGCCGCCCUCCGCGCUGGAUACCGCCACAUCGACACCGCCCUCGCCUACGGCAACGAGGCCGAAGUCGGCCAAGGAAUCAAGGCUUCCGGAGUCCCCCGCGAGGAGAUCUGGCUCACGACCAAGCUCGACAACCCGUGGCACAAGCGCGUCGAGGAGGGAAUCGCCAGCUCGCUCAAGUCUCUCGGUGUCGACUACGUCGACCUGUACCUUAUGCACUGGCCGUCGUCCACCCGCCCCGAUGACCUCAAGAAGCACCACGACGACUGGGACUUCGUCAAGACGUGGGCGGAGAUGCAGAAGAUCCCCAAGGACCAGGCGCGCGCGAUCGGUGUGAGCAACUUUGGAAUCAAGAACCUCGAGAUCCUGCUCAAUGCUCCCACGACCACCGUGGUUCCCGCCGUCAACCAAAUCGAGCUCCACCCCAACAAUCCGUCGCCAAAGCUGGUGGCGUACAACACCGAGAAGGGCAUCCACACCACCGGAUACUCGUGCCUGGGAUCCACCGACUCCCCGCUGCACAAGGACCCGGCGCUGUUGAAGAUCGUGGAGAAGACCGGAAAGACCAGCGCGCAGGUGCUGAUCAAGUGGGGCCUGCAGAACGGCUGGAGUGUCAUCCCCAAGACCGUUACAGAGUCCAGAGUCAAGUCGAAUUUUGACCUGAAUGGAUGGAACUUGGAGGAUGAGGAUGUUAAGGCUUUGAACAGCCUGAAGGAUCGGUUCAAGGUGUGCGGUGAUGCUUGGCUCCCGAUCAAGGUCUUCUUCGGCGAUGACGAGUAA
Messenger RNA from Tricharina praecox, 888 nucleotides. Its product is annotated as NADP-dependent oxidoreductase domain-containing protein. The transcript is spliced from 4 exons. The record is from RefSeq and is a predicted model, not a curated record. Gene Ontology annotation, cellular component: cytosol. Gene Ontology annotation, molecular function: aldose reductase (NADPH) activity. Lineage: Eukaryota; Fungi; Ascomycota; Pezizomycetes; Pezizales; Pyronemataceae. The coding region runs from base 1 to 888 and encodes 295 amino acids.